AUGGAGCACAAGGGGCACAACGAACAAGAGGACGAUGUGUACGGCGGCGAAGUACCUGAAGAAGCAUACAUGGAUGCCGAUUUUGACGCCGAAGCCGAGGUCGAUGCGGAUGAGGAUUUGAAAGCUAAGGAAUUGGAAAGUAUGAAGAAGAGGUUGCAGGAGAUUGAAGAAGAAGCUGGCGCGCUUCGAGAAAUGCAGGCCAAGGUGGAGAAAGAGAUGGGUGCUGCUCAAGAAGAUUUAACUGGUGACUCUGCUACUCAGGCAGAAAAGGAGGAGGUGGAUUCCCGCUCAAUAUAUGUUGGUAAUGUGGACUAUGGCUGCACACCUGAGGAGGUGCAACAGCAUUUUCAGUCAUGUGGUACGGUAAAUAGGGUGACUAUUUUGACCGAUAAGUUCGGCCAGCCGAAAGGUUUUGCUUAUGUAGAGUUUGUCGAAACUGAGGCUGUGCAAAAUGCUGUACUUUUAAAUGAAUCUGAGUUGCAUGGCCGUCAACUGAAGGUAUCUGCUAAGCGUACUAAUGUUCCUGGGAUGAAACAAUAUCGAGGAAGACGUCCCAACCCUUAUUUUGGAUCGAGAAGGAUGUUCAUGCCCGUUUCACCUGUCUACCCUCCCUAUGGUUAUGGGAGGGUUCCAAGGUUUAGGCGUCCUAUGCGCUACAGGCCAUAUUGA
Molecule: messenger RNA, 669 nt
Organism: Fraxinus pennsylvanica
Lineage: Eukaryota; Viridiplantae; Streptophyta; Magnoliopsida; Lamiales; Oleaceae
Source: the annotation of a GenBank genome assembly